Molecule: messenger RNA, 1824 nt
Organism: Penicillium canescens
Lineage: Eukaryota; Fungi; Ascomycota; Eurotiomycetes; Eurotiales; Aspergillaceae
Product: flavin-containing monooxygenase
Exons: 3
Coding region: 1-1824 (607 amino acids)
Source: RefSeq, a predicted model, not a curated record
AUGGGAGAACCAAGCAUCAACUAUGAAGAGACAGGUGCUACUAUCAAUGAUCCAGCAGUGGGAAUGCCCGAGCCCAGCGAAUUGAAGAUGCAAGAGGUUCACCAACGAUAUGAUUCGGAACGGGAGAGACGACUGCGACCAGACGGUUUUACGCAGUACGUGAACUUCGUUGAUGAACCUGCGCCAGACCUUCAGCCAGCAGAGAAGAUUGCGAUCGACAAUAAUCUGGACCAGCAAAAGGAUUCCCGAGUUCUCAUUGUUGGUGCUGGCUUCGGGGGACUACUAUUCGCAGUUCGUCUACUUCAAACUGGCCUUUGCCAGCCCAAUGAAUUACUGCUUGUGGACAAAGCUGGUGGCUUCGGAGGGACAUGGCGGUGGAAUAAAUAUCCUGGCUUGACAUGUGAUGUUGAAAGUUACACCUACAUGCCCUUGUUGGAUGAGACGAAUUACACGCCCUCGCACAAAUAUGUCUCUGGGACCGAGCUGAAAGAGCACGCGGAACGAAUCGCCAAUCAAUGGAAGCUCAAGAAUCGGGCCUUCUUCGGAACGAAAGUCGAUGGAAUGGAUUGGAAUGACGAGGAUGCCCAGUGGAAAGUACACAUAACAACGAAAAAUCACUUACCUACGAUUCUGAAAUCAGAUAUUGUCAUCAUGGCCAACGGUCUGCUGGACUUCCCAAAGAUACCUAAGCUGUAUGGCCUUGACACAUACAAGGGUCAUGUUUUCCAUACAUCGCGCUGGGACUACACUUGCACCAGAGGAAGCCCAGACAAUCCCACAAUGGACAAAUUACACGACAAGACGGUCGGGUUUGUGGGAACAGGUGCAACUGCAGUCCAGGUAAUUCCACACUUGGCUCAGUGGGCGAAAAAGGUUACUAUCUUCCAGCGUACGCCAUCGUCCGUGGAUGGUCGGGAAAAUUCUGUCACAGAUCUCACUUGGUGGAAAACGAUGGUCCAGGAAAAGGGCUCUGGAUGGCAACGAGGACGUAUGGAAAACUUCAACUCCUUCAUAUCUAAUGACCCUCAAGUGCCAGAUGUCAAUUUGGUGGACGAUGCGUGGACCAGACUGCACACGUUCAGCGCACUAAUUGGUAGUCGCUCAAGUCUUCAACCCCAGUACCUGACACAGAUGGAAAAGCUGGACUUGCAUCACCAGGAAAGAAUUCAUCAUCGCAUUGAGGCGACGGUCACAGACCCAGCAACUGCAGAGCUAUUGAAACCGUGGUAUCCCCGUUGGUGCAAACGGCCGUGCUUUAGUGACAACUUCCUAGCAACCUUCAAUCGACCCAAUGUCUCAUUGAUAGACACAAAGGGAAAAGGCGUCCAAACGCUGUCAGAUCGCGGAUACAGAGUUGGGAGUAACGGUAAUGUUGUUGAACAUGUGCCUAUCGUCGGACGCGGCAACCAGACCCUGCAACAGAAAUGGCGGCAAGAUGGAAUGGCCUCACUGCAUGGUAUAAUGACGUCCGGGUUCCCCAAUCUGUUCUUUCCAGGUCCGUACCAAGCAGGUGCCACUGCCAAUCGGAUAAUCUCGGAAGCAGACAGGGGCAACUCAGGGACGACAAGGUUUAAUGUUGAGCCCAGCUACACCGAGGAGGAAGAAUGGACGACACAGGUGUUGAUGAGAGCACGAGCACUUGCAGGUGUCGGUCACUGCACCCCUGGUUAUUACAACCGAGAAGGGCUUCAGCUCGAUGAAAGCGAGGGUUUCAAAGCCGCACGCUCUUGCAUAUGGGGACAGGGGAUCAAGAGCUACGUCGAAACCAUUGAGGAAUGGCGACAGAAUAGCCGGUUGGCCGGUCUUGACAUCCAGUAUCGGUAG